Molecule: messenger RNA, 2776 nt
Organism: Chelonia mydas (Green sea turtle)
Lineage: Eukaryota; Metazoa; Chordata; Testudines; Cheloniidae
Gene: SLC18A1
Product: solute carrier family 18 member A1
Exons: 16
Coding region: 615-2195 (526 amino acids)
Biological process (GO): xenobiotic transport; aminergic neurotransmitter loading into synaptic vesicle; transmembrane transport
Cellular component (GO): synaptic vesicle membrane; terminal bouton
Molecular function (GO): xenobiotic transmembrane transporter activity; serotonin:sodium:chloride symporter activity
Source: RefSeq, a predicted model, not a curated record
UGGAGCUGGUAACCUAGAGGUCCACUUCCCAUGACCCGUUGCCUGAGCUAGCCAGUCCUCCAAAUAUUUUAUUAUUAUUUUUAUUGUUGUUAUUAUCAUUAUUACAGCCCAUAGUUUGUAGAAGGCCAUUUAUGGCAUAAAGGUGCCUUUCACACCAUGGAGGAGGAGAGCUAUAAAGCCCCAGAACAGCCUCCAUGCACUGUGCUGAGGCCCAGACAACAGUUAAGGUGUGUGAUGAAAGACAAGCAUUGAUGAAAAGCUGUGGAGUGCUGGUGCUUCUUUGCUGCAGAUAAUCUCUGCAUCCUCUCUCCGCUCCCCCCCACACACCCUUCUUUCCUGCCUCUGACGCAGAGGGAGCUGCAGGGUUGAAUGGAACCUAUUGAGGUUCCAAUUAAAUCUUCAUGGAAGAGGGACAUUCAUAUCCUUCCCAGAUAAAAGGAUACAUUCACUGGGAACAGCAGUUUCAGACCACAGUGCUGUCACCGCUACUUUCUAGCAGCCAGCUGCAGAGACCAAGAUGUGUUCUCUGAUUAUAGGACAUCCUCAGCCCUGAGAAGUAGUUGGAGCGCACACAGGAGUUGAAAGACUGAAGCAGCCCUGCUGGGUUUCCAACAAUGCCUCGAGCGGUGGAGUGCGCCCCCUGGAGGUGGAUGAAGGAGGGAAGGGAGUCGCGGAGACUGGUUCUGGUGGUCGUGUUUGUCGCUCUGCUGCUGGACAAUAUGCUGCUCACUGUUGUGGUGCCAAUCGUCCCCACCUUCCUCUAUGCAACAGAAUAUAAAGGUGCGAACAGCUCUGCUUCGCAGAACUGGAUCGUGGCAGCCCCCACGGCCUUUGCAGCUCCUCCCUUCUCCUCCAUGUUCUCUCACUUUGACAACACCACAGUGACUGUCUCAGACUACACGGUUGUCAACACCACAGUGGGGGUGAAUGGGACAGAAAGCAGCAGCCUGCCUCAGCUCACUGGGACCAGCCUGCCACCAAAAAACAGCUGUGUAGACGGUGAGGAGUUCCUCAUGGAGGAGAAUGUGCGUGUUGGACUGCUGUUUGCCUCCAAGGCUCUUAUUCAGCUCACGAUCAAUCCAUUUGUGGGUCCCCUGACUAACAGGAUAGGAUACCACAUUCCCAUGUUUGCUGGAUUCAUCAUCAUGUUUCUCUCUACAGUCAUGUUUGCUUUCUCAGGUACCUACACCCUGCUGCUUGUGGCUCGAGCGCUCCAGGGCAUUGGCUCAUCCUUUUCAUCUGUCGCAGGCCUGGGAAUGCUGGCAAGUGUGUACACAGAUGACUACGAGAGAGGAAACGCUAUGGGGAUAGCAUUAGGAGGUCUGGCAUUGGGGGUGCUUGUUGGGGCUCCCUUUGGAAGUGUGAUGUAUGAGUUUGUUGGAAAAUCAGCCCCCUUUCUGAUCCUGGCAUGCUUAGCCCUUUUGGACGGAGCUUUACAGCUGUGCAUACUGCAGCCCUCUAAGAUUUCCCCCGAAAGCAUCAAAAGCACCCCUGUAUUCGCAUUGCUGCGAGAUCCCUACAUCCUGGUUGCUGCAGGUGCCCUGUGCUUUGCUAACAUGGGGGUGGCAAUGCUGGAGCCCACGUUACCCAUCUGGAUGAUGCAAACCAUGUGCUCCCCAAAGUGGCAGCUGGGGAUGGCGUUCCUGCCUGCCAGCAUAUCUUACCUCAUUGGCACCAACCUCUUUGGGGUGUUGGCCCACAAAAUGGGGCGGUGGCUGUGCUCCCUGAUUGGAAUGGUUGUAGUGGGGAUUAGUCUCCUUUGUGUGCCUCUUGCGCAAAAUAUUUAUGGACUGAUCGGCCCGAACGGUGGGCUUGGCUUUGCCAUAGGCAUGGUGGAUUCCUCGAUGAUGCCUAUUAUGGGAUACCUGGUGGACCUUCGCCACACCUCUGUCUAUGGCAGUGUCUAUGCCAUUGCUGAUGUUGCCUUCUGCAUGGGCUUUGCUAUCGGUCCAUCUACUGGGGGUGUGAUUGUACGGGCUAUUGGGUUUCCUUGGCUGAUGGUCAUCAUUGGCGUGACCAACAUUGCUUACGCCCCUCUCUGCUGGUACCUGCGGAGCCCUCCGGCUAAAGAGGAGAAGAUUGCAAUUUUAAACCAGGAAUGCCCCAUGCAAACCAAAUGCUACGCCACCCAGAAACCUCUGCGGGAAUUCCCCCUGACAGAUGGUAGUGACGAGGAGGCAGAGAGUGAGGAAUAGCAGGAGCAAAGAUGCAGCUCCUGCUCUGAAGCUGUGUCAAGUUUACAAAACCCCGGACGUCUUAUCAAACAAGGCUAACUCAGAGACCUCCGUCCUGGCAGCCAACAAGAUCCAGGAGUCCUGGCUUCAUUAAUCUGCCAUUCUCAUGGCACUGGGAGGUCAGGCAGUCGACAGGAAGCCAUUGAGAGCCGGGGCUCCCGGGUUCUAUCCCUGGCUAUUCUCACCUACUGUGUGAACUUGCGCAACUCACUUAACCUCAUUAAGUCCAUCUAUGAUAAGGGAUUGUAAUCAGGUGGAGUCAGCCCAUAUUGUCCUACAGAAAAGCAGUCGUGCGGUGCAAUCCACCCAUCUGUGAUAGGCGGAUAGUACCAACCUACCUCACAGGGGUGUUGUGAGGCUGUGUUAAUUAAUGUCUGUGAAGUGCUUAUGCUCCUUGGAUGAAAAGCACUAAAGGGUAAAAUAUUAUCUCCAGGGGAUUUUCAUCUCUGGGGAUCCUAUUUUAACCCCCAGCAUGGAUUGUCUCUGUAACACUGUGGAACUAUCACUCUGCACCUCUGCCAAUAAAGAUACCACAACAUUAA